Molecule: messenger RNA, 198 nt
Organism: Oldenlandia corymbosa var. corymbosa
Lineage: Eukaryota; Viridiplantae; Streptophyta; Magnoliopsida; Gentianales; Rubiaceae
Source: the annotation of a GenBank genome assembly
AUGACCAUUAACGAAGCUGCAAAACACCCUGUAGGAAAUACUAUUGAUGAUGUUCAGAAUCUGGCAAAUGAAACUGAGAAAAACACAGGAACCGACAAUGUAAAUCUUGGUGACAACAUACCUGAUGAUGACGUAUUUUCAACACCGAAAAGGGCUGAUGAUGGUUCAGGGUACUCAGUGGCAAAAAAGAAAUUCUGA